AUGCUGCCGCUACACCAUCGAGACGACCAAGCUACAGUUGCAAGCGCACAGCUCGAAGAGAGCUUCGGCAACAUGGACAUAGACACUACGGCUUCAUUCGACGAUAGCCCGAAGCAGCCAUUUGGAGAUCUUUCGUAUGAAAUACGCGCUCUUCUCCUGGAAGGUCCUCCAAUUUUGCUUGUCGCGUCUCAUUCGGGUGCGCCAUCGGACUACGCCUCCCAGUGUUCUGCUGCCAAAGGUCUCGUUUCCCUCGAUCGCAGUCGUCAAAUGACCGAGCAAGCCGAGAGCGGCCACCGUCCAUAUGCCAUCGAAAUUUCGGUUUGGGCGCUCGCUGCGGCUUCGCAGGCGAUUCGAACCGGCUAUGUGGAAUACCCAGACGUUUCGCAACUCGCUCUUGCCAUGGGCCCCAUCUUACCAGGUUACGCCAUGUGUGUCCUCGACUGGCUUGUUCGGUGUUUCAGAAGCAAGACGACGACAUCUUUCAUUCCCGAUGACCCAGAAGUCGAUGGCGAAGACAAGUGGUAUUGGCUGUAUAGCUAUGCGGCGAUGCGCGCUCUCGGUAUUGACGCUGUGGAAGAUCUGCAGCCAUUCAUCAAGCGUCUUAUUGAUCAUGAAGACCUCGUCGCGGAGAUGGCCAGCUACCUACGUCUUCUGAGAGCCCUGCAGCCUUCGGAUCCAAUCGUCACGUAUCUUGCUGUAAGAACAGCCAGGCAGAUGUUGGGAAAUGCGCACGUGUUGUCGGAGGCGCAAUGCGACGCCAUAGGCGCAGCACACCCGCAUUUCGCCGCGCUCGUCAACGAGCAGCUGCAAAAGUCGAAGUUGUGA
Molecule: messenger RNA, 825 nt
Organism: Alternaria novae-zelandiae
Lineage: Eukaryota; Fungi; Ascomycota; Dothideomycetes; Pleosporales; Pleosporaceae
Exons: 1
Coding region: 1-825 (274 amino acids)
Source: RefSeq, a predicted model, not a curated record